UCGACGACUUGCUUUGCCAGUGCCCAAUAUCAUCAUCGGAUAUCAUCAUCGGAUAAUAUAUCGAACUACCUUACCAAGUUUAAUCGCCAAUCGUCUUCGACAUGAACCGCUUCGAGACUCUCGUCCAGGACAUCAAGGACAUUCUGGGUCCAUCGUCGGGUUUGACUUCGGAAGAUGUAGACGUCGGAGAUCUAACACUUAAAAUGGAGCGAUACGUUUCCGAUGAAAAGGAAUGGUCCAAGUACGCCUUAGGAAACGCCAACAUGGCGUACACUAGAAAUCUCGUCGACGAAGGGAACGGCAAAGCGAACUUGCUCAUCCUCGUAUGGACGCCAGGCAAAGCGAGCCCUAUCCACGACCAUGGCAACGCUCAUUGCUUAAUGAGGGUCCUCCGGGGCAGCAUCACCGAGACUCGGUACGACUACCCGGACGGCAAAGAGGCGCCGAUGCAGAUCAAAAAAGAAACCACCCUUAAGGAAGGUGCCGUUGCGUAUAUGGCAGACAAUCUUGGGCUGCACCAGGUAGCCAACCCAGGCAGCGACUAUGCCGUAUCCUUACACCUGUACACUCCGCCGAACGUGGCCAAGUUCGGGUGUAAUAUCUUCAGCCCCAAGACGGGUAAGAUGACACAUGUUCCCAAGUGUGGUAACUACUCGAAGUUUGGUGAACGAGUAGAGGAUUAAGAAACGCCCUUUUAGCUAGGGCUAAGAUGUGACCAUGACUGAGAAGGCGUAUGGUGUUUUUGCCCUUUUGCGUUUUCUCUCCCUUCCUUUUGGCAGGGGAAACCCUCUCUCAAGACCAACAACAUGAUAUUGGGUAGUGGCUGGCGAUAUGGUCGGAUG
Hypoxylon fragiforme is the source of this 842-nucleotide messenger RNA. RefSeq names its product cysteine dioxygenase type I. The coding region runs from base 102 to 683 and encodes 193 amino acids. The transcript has 3 exons. Gene Ontology annotation, biological process: L-cysteine catabolic process. NCBI's taxonomy places the organism in Eukaryota, Fungi, Ascomycota, Sordariomycetes, Xylariales, Hypoxylaceae. The record is from RefSeq and is a predicted model, not a curated record. Gene Ontology annotation, molecular function: cysteine dioxygenase activity; ferrous iron binding.